Molecule: messenger RNA, 3346 nt
Organism: Triplophysa rosa
Lineage: Eukaryota; Metazoa; Chordata; Actinopteri; Cypriniformes; Nemacheilidae
Gene: uvssa
Product: UV-stimulated scaffold protein A
Exons: 15
Coding region: 294-2453 (719 amino acids)
Biological process (GO): response to UV; transcription-coupled nucleotide-excision repair
Cellular component (GO): chromosome
Molecular function (GO): RNA polymerase II complex binding
Source: RefSeq, a predicted model, not a curated record
UUGUCGCCAUUGCUGCGGUUUCUUUGUUGUUCACACUCACAGCUGAAAAAGUCAAGGGAGAUACGAAGAUGAGUGAUCUUCAGUUUCAAACGCAAGAAUACGCAACAUAUACCGUUUUAUAAUUCCUCAGGUCAUCAGGUGGAUGUGGAGAGGACAGAUGUUCCUGGAGGGCCAUGUCCUGUCACUGUGAAACACACCUGAACCAGCUGAUCGAGGUGUUCAGAAUUAUAGGCAGUUGUGUAAUAAAAGGACACAGCCCUCCGGGAUCGGCACUGAAUACAGAUUGAAUCAGGAUGGACCAAGCAACACGAGAUAAGCUAUCCGAACUAGUUGAGGAGCUGACAACCUCCGGAGAGCCACAGCUUAAUCAGGAGAAAAUGAAGGAAGUGAAGAAAAUUUGCAAAGUUUCUAAUGACUACAUCGAUCAUUUCUACCACUUGAUUAUGACCCAGCUGAAUCAGGAACAUGCAGAAAUUCGUCUCUCGGCCUUCCAGAUGGUCAGCGAGCUGUUCAGCCGGUCACAUCAUUUCAGAAUCCUCCUCAUCACAAACCUUCAGGAAUUCUUGGAACUAACAGUAGAAACGGAUGUUGAGCAGCCUCUGCCUCCACCAAAAGAGGUGGCGAGGAAACUCAGGACUCUGGCCAUCCAGACUGUGCAGUCGUGGCACGCUGCAUAUGGAGAGGCGUAUAAGAAACUGUCUCUGGGAUAUAAUUUCCUCAAACAGAUUAAAAAGGUAGAUUUUCAUGAUGUUGAAUCAAGAACUCUUGCAGAGAGGAAGAGACAAGAGGAGAAACAGAAGAGACUGGAAAGAAUUUAUAAAGAAAAGCUUGAAAGAGCCAAACUGGAGAUGGAAGAAAUGACAGCUGGCAUUGAGGAAACGUUGACUGAGAUGAACAACUGCAUAAAACUGCUUGUGACAGACGACUUAAACCUGUUUAAUGAGGAACCAUCAACAGUUACUUCCUCCAGUGGAUCUGAGGACACAUCUGAGCAGCCAUGCUGCAGUAAAGACCUCAGUCAUGAACAGAGCAAAGAAACCACACAGAAGAAGAGUGACAAAGAGGAAAAAGACGAGUGUAGCUAUGACAGCGACAUGGAGGAAGUUCCCGAUGAAAAUGUGUUUCUGCGCAGCACUGGUUUAAUGUCUCAUAAAUAUCAGCUGGAGCUCAGUGUUGCUACAGAUUUAAACAUGAGGGAGACCGAAGAGAACGAGGCGCUGGUGAACACUGUAAGGGAUCUUCAAAGACUCAUCACAACCAGACACCUGCCACUGGUUCAGUCCUGGAUCCAGGUUUUUACAAAGGUUGGUGUUGAGGAAGAACUGAUGCGUAGAGCCACGGAGUUGAAGAAGUCACUGGAGAAUACUUUGAGAAAACAAGAGCACCUUCACAUAGACUACAAGAACAGAGAAAGGAGAGUGAUGAGAGCUCCUGAGGAGGAAGAGGAGGAGGACGACGAUUUUGAAGAGGUGCCGGAGAAGGAGGGCUACGAACCACAUAUUCCCGAGCAUCUGCGGGUCGAGUACGGUCUUGAUGACGUUCCUUCAACCUCGGCCACUGUGGCCAAACCAAAGUCAUCACAGCCUGCAGUGAGGCGUUCUGCACCUGUCGAGUCCAUCAGCCUUUCUCGACUGAAGAGGAAGAUGCGUGAUGAAGAGGAGGAUCCCACCUGUGCUGCUGCCACGAUGCGUGUGCUCAGACAGAAGCAUCAUUUAAGCGUGUCUGGGGGUUCAGCUGAACCUGCGGCGGGCAGCAGUGAUCAGGGGGACAGGAACAAAGAAGAAGCCCCCAUUGUUCCAUUUGGUGUGGAUCUUUAUUAUUGGGGAGAGGAGCAGCCCACUGCUGGCAAGAUCAUCAAAUACACAUCCCAGCACCGGUUCUGGGUUCCUCAUGAAGUGGAGGAGGAGUUGGACAACAAGGAACUGUCUGAACAGAUGAAGUCCAGGUACAUCACCUUCGCUGGCACCUUCAAACCUGUGGAGCACAAGUGCCGAGCGCCGAUGGCGAAUGGAUCUCUGUGUGAACGUCAAGAUAGAGUAAAGUGCCCAUUCCACGGAUGCAUAAUCCCGCGGGAUGAGCUGGGCAGGCCGAUUAACCCUGAAGAUGCACUCCGGUUGGAGAAGGAAAAGAGAAAACGCGAAGAGGAGCAGCCAGAUUGGCGAGACCCAGAACUCAUGAGAGAGAUUGAGGCAGCGACUGGAGAAGAUCUGGGCUCCUCAAAGACAUACGGCAAGGGCAAGAAGGGCAACAAAGGAAAGUCGAAGAAAAAGUACCCAAACCUUACAGACUUGAAGCAAAGUGCCAACACUUCUCGCUCCAGGCUAGAGAAGAAAGUCUUCAACAAGAGCUCUAUGAGACGAGUUACGGACGUCAUGAACAAGAUGGACAAGAGGAAACAUGAGAAAUUUGCAAAUCAGUUCAACUAUGCACUGAAUUUAAGAAUACAGCCAUAACCCUAUAGGCCAGUGUUUACACAGUCAAUAAAGUGCAGCUCUCAGCAUCAAAACAACACUAUGCCUUAAAUCAAGUCAUUUGAAAAGCAUUUGAUAUAAACUCUGUACAUUUAUACAAUUUAUAAUAAUGGGUAAUUUAUUUGUGGUUUUAUUUUUGUAUGGUCUGCAUAGAAAAUAAGGACUGUUAAACAGUUAAUUUUAAGUGAUAUUUUAAAUAACACCAUGUAUUUGUUUUUCUUUUUUCACAAUUUGUCAUAUUUCCUCUGAUUGUAUUAUUUAUUUUCAAACCCUUUUUUAUGUCAAUGAAUGUUUAAUGUCAUAUUUAAAUAAGCUGUGAUGGCACAAUUGAAAGGUAUAGUAAAAUUACUUGCUGGUUUUAGGACAUACUGUAACUUUGUCUUUUAUUAUAUGAAUUUAAUCUAAAUUUCAUUUUCAAUGAAAUUUCCUGAAAUAUAAAGAUAUUUAGAGCUGAUUUUUUUAGUAUUGAGGGGUAGAAUAUUCUUAUUUUUCUGAGGUUUUGCAUGAUCCUCAAAUAACAACAGCUUCAGUGUAGGCUUGUAGUGGUGUCUCUUUAUUAGUCAGAUGAAUAGUAACUACGUAACUGCUCAUUAAUAUUAAUAUUUUAGUUUGUAGAAAUAAAGUAUUAUUUACAUGAUGAGUAAAACCAAUCAAACAAAAAUGAUUAACUGUUGUAUUUUAGAGACAGAAUGAUCAGGAUAAUGAAAUGCAUUUUUGAUAGAAGGGGGUGAUUAUUGUUGAACAGAAUAUUGGACAAUCUAUUAGCAAUAGUGUAGAAUGUUGUUGUAUUUUAAGAAGGCAAUAUCACCAUAAAAAAUCGCGGUAACACUUCAGAAUUAUUAGCAUGCCUAUUAUUGGCAUAUUGGUUGUUUAUU